UCGUGACUUUUUUCGGAAUUUUAACAAAAUGGAUUGUAUUUUGUUUGUCAUAUUCUUCUUCGUCAUGUCUCUGAAUUAUGUUUAUUUAUCUGUCACACCGGACCCCUAUAUGUGUGGACCGACUUGUUGUGCCGAUUAUAUCUUACGCAAUGACAGGUGUACAGGUUCGAGGUUUUGUAGAAUGUGAAGCAGGAACAUAUGGUAGAAACUGUAGUGAAACAUGUGAUGAUGGAUAUUAUGGCAGACGUUGUAAAGAACAGUGUUCUACAUAUUGCAAAGGAAUAUGCAACAAGGUCAACGGAAGUUGUCCAGAUUCACAUAACAUCGAGGAUUUCCUGAAGGUUAGAUUGUGGAUUAUUGCCGGAGUGUCCUCUGUCUUUGUUAUUCUAACCUGUGGGUUUAUCGGAGUCUUCUUCUUCUGCAAAAUAUGCAAAUGUGUUAUAAAGAAAAGAAGAACAGUUGGACAAAAUCCCAACCAGGACACACAGCCAUCGUAUGGUGUGCGGUAUGAGAGUGAUAGAGACAUGCAGGACUUCUCCGCUAACAUUACCCGACCUCCACCGACCAAUGAUAAUGGAUCUGCUAAUGGGUCAGCCAAUAAACAUGUACCCGAGAUACCUAACGUUGAAAACAGUAAGCCUAAAACAAAGAAACGAUACAACCUGGUCCGAAAAGUCACUGUGUCCCAGGAAGUGACGUCAUGUUCCAAUAUGUCUGAGGAUGACGAUGAUGUGUUUGACAGUGAUGAUUGUGAUGACUAUACAAAUACUUGUGGCGGUGUACAGAUCUCAGGGCUUCCAUCAAAGCAGUCCUCCUUUAACACGUUUCUGUCUCCAUACGAUAACUCACAGUCAGGGAAUGAUGACAACACAGAGUAUGGGAAAUUAUGGAGAUGACAGCAAUAGCAUAUAUUCUUGUGUACGGAAAUACACGUGAUAUUUCCUUUGAUUAUACUGUAAUCAUUUCAGUGGGAUUCAAAUUUUAGCUACUUUAGGGGUGAUAUAUUUGAGAAUAUCCCUGUUUAUUUUUUCUUAUGAUAAUAAUAAUAAUGUACUUCAUUUAAACAGGAUAGCACAAUUAGUUUAAAAACUAUUUUAGAUUUUGGUCCUGAAAACAUAUAUACAGACAGCAGCAUUAUACAGAUAAAUUAUAAAAUAGUAUAUUAAGGUAAGUUGCAUACAUGCAUGUAUGCUGUCUACAUAUUUAAAACUGAAAAUAAAACUGAAAAUAAAUAAAUAGAUAGAUAAAUAAAAAUAAAACUGAAAUUAAUAAUAAUAAUAAAAAAUCUAUAUGGUUUUCAUUUUAUGGUUUUAAUGGGGGAAAAAACAAUUCUAAGAUAAGCGGAUUUAAAAGUUUCCAAUGUUGGGUAAUAUUUUAAAAAUUCUGGCAUAUCAUUCCAUAACUGUGAACCGUAAAUUGUAAAAGAUCUUCUAAAGCAUUGUGUAUUUGAUACCUGGAUGUAUAAUGAAUUACCUUGACCUAAUCUGGUAGAUCUACCACUAAUUCCAUGAACAUACUGAAAUAUAUCUAAAUAAUCGUGGGUUAGACGAUGCAAAACUUUGAGGACAAGAAUGAUAGUUAUAUAUAAAAUGUUCUAUUUAAAAUCACUCUAGCAGCUCGCUUUUGAAGUUUGCAUGCAAGGCGAAGAUAACGAAUAGUGAUCAAUCUCAUAACUCUUAUAAGCAAUACAAAAUAGAUAGUUGGGCAAACACGGACUCAUGGACACACCAGGGGUGAGAUCAGGUGCCUAGGAGGAGUAAGCAUCCCCAUAAUUUGUAAAGACCACUCUUCUUUUUCAUAUUGCCCCAAACAGUACAACAGUAGUUAAAAUGAGGAAAACAAUUGUAUUACAAAUUUUCAGUAAUAAUUCGAUUGACAAAAAUGAACGUAAUCUAGAUAACACACCUAUUUUGCCUGCAAGGUUUUUGGAUACAAUUUCAACAUAUUAAGACCACGUGAGAUAUAAACACCACGUAGUUUUGCACAUGAUACAUUUUUGACAUCUGACCAGAAUGGCUACAAUUAUGCUUGGUUUGUGAAACAUAUAUCAUAUCUCAGAAAUUCUUUGGGUCCAAGUUUUCGCUUCCAUUAAGAUCAAAGAUAGUAAUCCUUAGAAGAAAUAAUUUGAAUAAAAUCACAUACAGGAAUACUUAGUAAAUACUAUACUCAGGAACCACUUUCUGUUUUAUUGAAAUGCGGGUGUUAAACCUUAGUUUGCUACGACUGCGAUUAUAGACUUUUAUGAUUUUUAUGUCCAAAGAUGAAAGAACAUUUCUGUUUUUUCAAAAAAAAUAUUUGGUGUACUUUAGUGUCCGUCUUAAUGUAGUGCUUAGCUUACUCUUAAGUUGUAUUUAUAGGAAUUAUGAGAUCCGUGAAUGUUUGUUAUAUUCUUUACUAUUUCUUUAUGUAUUAAAAGAAGUUUUAUCUGGGGUAUGAUUACAAUAAAAGAAUAGGAAACAUCAUUUCGAAAUAUCUUAACCCUGUUGAUGUUCUCUUCAGUAGCAUGCGUUUGAAAUAUUUCAAAAAGGUGUUUAGAUAAGUUUACCUAAAUAUGACGGUAAGAAAAAAUGUAGCAAAUAUUGCAAGCUUAAAAACUAUGAUAUACGUUUAUAAUUUGUUUGUUUCAUAUUGGUAGGAUCGAUUAAGUAUAUAUAUUAUUGUGUCCAGGGGUCCGUGUUUGCCCAACUAUCUAUUUUGCAUUGCUUAUAGGAGUUAUGAGAUUGAUCACUGUUCGUUAUCUUCACCUUUAUAGGAGUUAUGAGAUUGAUCACUGUUCGUUAUCUUUACCUUUAUAGGAGUUAUGAGAUUGAUCACUGUUCGUUAUCUUCACCUUUAUAGGAGUUAUGAGAUUGAUCACUGUUCGU
Messenger RNA from Ostrea edulis (European flat oyster), 2864 nucleotides. RefSeq lists its product as uncharacterized. Bases 78 to 896 code for a protein of 272 amino acids. The transcript is spliced from 6 exons. Gene Ontology annotation, molecular function: scavenger receptor activity. The record is from RefSeq and is a predicted model, not a curated record. Lineage: Eukaryota; Metazoa; Mollusca; Bivalvia; Ostreida; Ostreidae.